UAACCUAUAAAAUAUCAUUUCUGAACAGCUGGCAACAUUGACAAUAUUCCAAACUGUCAAUUUUGAGAUUUGGUUUGUCAACAACAACAAACAUUUUUAUCAAUUUACAAUAAAUUAAUACAUUUCAAAUAACAUAAAUUGCUUAAACAGGAAUGGCGAACCCAUUUGACGAAUUAAAUGCCGCAAUUAAUUCAAAAAAUGAAUUGGAGAUCAUUAAGAGUUCGAAAAACGUUACAGAGAAGUCGGACAGUUUGAAAAUCAAUGAUAUAAAACUAUUUAAGAAACUUUUUGAGUUGGGUUUAUUAAAAGCGAACAUUAUUGGGGCCGAAACUAUUGCAGAACUGUGCCGGAACGAUGAAAAUAGAAAACAGUUUACUGAUGAGAAUAUUAUUAAUGUUCUUAUGCAAUUUUUAGAGUCAGACUCUCCUGAGCUACUGUUUACCACAAUAAGAGCCCUGGGUAACAUUUGCUAUGAAAAUGAAGAGGCAAGUAAUCUUAUUGACAAAGUUGGUAUUGAAAGCAUUUUAAGGUUAUUAAGAGAUGAUGCAAAAAGGAGCAACGAUGCCCUUACCAUCAAAGUGUCAGGGCUUUUAAUGAAUUUGCUGAGCACACAUGAUAACUUACCAAAAACUGCAUUGAAAGGGGGUAUCUUACCAGUAUUAGAACGGCUUUUGAUUAAGUAUAAGGAACCGUUAGAAGGAAACAGUGUCUUAUUAACAUUCCUUCUAAGCAUUUUAAAUCAAUUGGCAGACUACCUGGAUGACAAGGAAUAUGUUUUUUCAGAAAGUCUUGCCAAAAUAGUUUCAGAAAUAUUUAAAAAGUCUGAUGUUCCCGAAAUAUGUGUUCUGUGUCUUGAAAUAUUUCAUCCUUUAUCAGAAAAAGAUGAAAUUAAGAAUAUUCUAGCCAAGGAAGGAGUCUGUGAGUUGUUGUAUGAUCUCAUUGAGAAGUACAGGGACAAAGUAAAUGAUGAAGAAAGUCGUGCCAUAAUGAAAAUGGCUUGUGAUCUCAUAGUGCUGGUUUUAACUGGGGACUCUUGCAUGGACAUUUUGUAUAAUGAUGGAAAAGGACAGACUUACCUAAACAUGCUUACCUGGCUCGAUUCUACUGAUUCUGACUUGCUUAGUACUGGUAUAUUAGCAGUAGGAAAUUUUGCAAGAAAAGACACCAACUGCAUACAAAUGGUUAAAAACGGUUUGGCAAAAAAACUCAUAGACAUUUUAAGGAAUUUCAAUAACUCAGUAGAUAUUAAUGAUUGCAAGGUCCAACAUGCUUUAUUAAGCACUUUAAAGAACUUGGCCAUACCAAAAGAAAAUAAACAACAGGCCUUAAAAGACGACAUUAUCGAAGUCAUGUAUCCCAUGCUGAAGCAAGAUAGAUUUUUGGUGAUUUUUAAAUUGUUGGGUACAUUUAGGAUGGUCAUCGAUGGACAACCCGACGCCGCCAAAGAUUUGUUGUCCAGAAGAGAUUUUAUCGAACGAUUGGUGUAUUGGUGUUACAAUUCAGACCAUCUAGGGGUCAGGGGUGAAGUUCCAAGGAUCUUUAGCUGGUUAAUAAAAAACUGUCAAAGUUCGGAGCCAUUUUGCAACUUUAUCGCAGUUAAAGACAGCACUAAGUGUAUAGUGGAAAUGAUCUCGUCCAACCAUGGCGUCAUGCAAAACGAAUCGUUUUUCGCUUUGAAUAUUUUAGCUGUGGGUUUGAAAAACGAACAGGCUUCCUUGGAUGCAUUUUAUCAAUCACUCUGCGAUUCAGAGCUAGGAAAAAACCUAAACUUUGUAUUAAAUAAGUACGCGGAAAAAUGGGACCAGCACACCAUUGAAAACUGUUUAACUUUGCUAGAGCACUUGACCCACUCGGAAAAGGUCGUAACUGAACUAAAAAAUAACGACAUUGUUCCAUUAAUGGAGAAAUUAACUGCGAACCCAAAUAGUUCUUCCUCUCAGGAACGUAUAGAGAAGCUAUUGCAGCUCUUAAAACAGUAAAAUUUUCUGGUUGAACGCUUGAAAGCCAAUAUUUUUUUUUUACCAAAAAUAUGUUCAUUAUUCACGGAUUUUAAAUUCAUACGCUUAAGUCACCCAAGGCAAUAAUACCAACUUAGAUAUGUUUGAUUGUAGCAUAAACGUAGUCUUGAAUCGUUGCUUGCUACGAAUUUAAGUCAAUUUUUUCACAAAUUUUCGUAGUUUUUAGUACUUUUUCAACACUUUUGAUCACGAGAUUUACCACCGUUUUAUGCACCGUACUCGCCGAAAUACUUAAAUGCAUUUUUCUAUUAAAAAAAUUGUUGAUUAUUCUUAGUGUUAGUAAAAAAAGACCAAAAUACCGUUUUGACUUGUAGUAUAUCGUUAUAUGAGCUUUUGCAAUUUAUAAUAAACUUUUGACAUUUUUAGACUAUUGUAGUUCUAUUUAUUGAAAAAUAAAAGUAUUUUAGUAACAAUUAA
Molecule: messenger RNA, 2435 nt
Organism: Anthonomus grandis grandis
Lineage: Eukaryota; Metazoa; Arthropoda; Insecta; Coleoptera; Curculionidae
Gene: vimar
Product: GTPase-GDP dissociation stimulator vimar
Exons: 8
Coding region: 153-1979 (608 amino acids)
Biological process (GO): positive regulation of GTPase activity
Cellular component (GO): cytosol
Molecular function (GO): guanyl-nucleotide exchange factor activity; protein binding
Source: RefSeq, a predicted model, not a curated record